AUGCAGGUUUUCAUAAGGACGCAGAAGAACAUCCUGAUUGAAGUGAACCCCAAAACCCGGAUUCCACGGACUUUCGACCGGUUUUGUGGAUUGAUGGUGCAAUUACUACACAAGCUCUCCGUGCAUGCGUCUGAGGGCAAUCACGAGAAGCUCCUGAAAGUGGUGAAAAAUCCGGUGACUCGUUACUUCCCAGCUGGCAGUCUGAGAGUAGGAAUGUCGUUCUCAGCCGAGAGGAUCGUCGCUCCCAGGGACAUUCCGGCGAUGGCUGAGAAGAGUCCAUCAGACGCCAUAGUGGUUGUCAUCGGCGCAAUGGCCCACGGUUCGGUGGUGUCGACUGCGGGAGAUUUUCUGGAUGAAGUUGUCUCAAUCAGUCGUUUUCCUCUGUCUGGCGCACAGGCUUGUGCUAGAAUUUGCACAGCUUUCGAAGAGGCCUGGGAAGUAGAGAAUGCUAACUCCGGCGCUGCCGCCUCCGCUCAAAGGUGA
Molecule: messenger RNA, 483 nt
Organism: Dibothriocephalus latus
Lineage: Eukaryota; Metazoa; Platyhelminthes; Cestoda; Diphyllobothriidea; Diphyllobothriidae
Source: the annotation of a GenBank genome assembly